AUGUCAAAAGUCAGAGUGGCACCGUUGAAAAAAUUAACGCUUCCGAGACUGGAAUUGUUAGGAGUGUUAGUGGCUGCAAAAUUGUGCAAAUAUUUGUCUGGUUUAUUUAAUAAUUUGUCUGAUAGAGUAAUAUUAUGGACGGAUUCAGAAAUCUGUUUGUGUUGGAUUAGAGGUUCAUUUAGGGAGUGGAAACAAUUUGUUGCAAAUCGUAUUUGUCUUAUUCAAGAUUUGACUUCGCCUAGUAUGUGGAAAUUUUGUCCAGGUUUAAUGAAUCCAGCAGAUAAACUGACAAGAGGUGAAUCAUUGAGUUUGUUGAAAAAUGACAGCGUGUGGUGGCGCGGACCAAAGUGGUUGGCUAGUCCUAGUGAUGAGUGGCCGUUGCAGAAACAAUACUGUUCGAAUGACGCGGCGAAAGUUGAACUUUUGAAAGUUAGUGUUAACACGGUUGUUUCAUCGUGCAGUCCUGUAUUAAAAGUUAACGACUUUAGUAAUUUCAAAAAAUUACUGAGAGUGACUGCAUGGGUGUUGAGAUUUAUUUCGAAGUCCAGAAAAUUAUCAAUUGAAAAGGGUCCACUGAGUGCUAUAGAAUUACAAGAAGCUGAAGAGAUGUGGAUAAAAACUGUGCAGUGGGAAGUGUUCCGCGAGGAAAUUCAAAGGCUUCAAAAGAAUCAGCAGAUUAGUAAAUCUUCUAAGAUUUAUUCCUUAUCUCCAUAUCUGGACGAGACUGGUGUUCUUAGGGUAAGAGGACGUCUAAAGGAGGCUCCAUUGACUGAAAAUGAAAAACAUCCAGUUGUACUUCCGAAAUCGAAAUUUGCGGAAUUGGUGAUUUUUCAUGAACAUCUUCGUGUCUUUCAUUCGGGUGUAUCAUCAACUUUAGCUCAAGUGCGUAAGAAAUUCUGGAUACCGAAAGGAAGACAGACUGUGAAAAGAGUUAUUUCUACUUGUUUAAUCUGCAAAAAAUAUUCGCUAAAACUAGCUAAGCAGUUAACUGGUCAAUUACCCUUGGAACGUAUUGCUGAAAGUCCACCGUUUACUAAUGUGGGAACUGACUUUAGUGGUGCAAUAACUGUUAAAUCUAAAUUAAACAGUUGUGAGAAAGUGUACAUUGUAUUAUUUACAUGUGCCGUAACUAGAGCGGUUCAUAUUGAAGUAGUGCAAGAUAUGUCCGUAAAAAGUUUUAUCUUAGCUUUGAGACGUUUCCUAGCAAGAAGAGGAAAUACAAAAAUAAUAUUUUCUGAUAAUGCAAAGACUUUCCGUUCAUCUUGUGAAAUACUGAAAUCUUUUCGUAAAAUAAUAAAGCAUCCAGAGCUGCAGAAUUUUGUAGCGUCGGAAAACAUCAUUUGGAAAUUUAUUCCAGAACGUUCUCCAUGGUGGGGAAAAUUCUGGGAACGAUUGAUGAAAAGUAUUAAAGACCCGCUGAGAAAAAUACUCGGUAGAGCUCUAUUGACAUUAGAAGAGCUUGCUACCAUCCUUACAGAAAUUGAGUUUAUUUUGAAUAAUAGACCAAUUACCUAUGAGUUCAAUGAUUUAAAUGAACCAAUUGCAUUAACAACUUCAUGUUUUUUAUUUCCAGGAAAGGACAAGAUUAACUUUCCAAAUUAUUACCUUGAGGUAUUUGACAAAAGCUCUAACCAAAAGACUUUACAGAAACGUAAAUUGUUCCAGACUCGUUUAAUCAAGCAAAUUUGGUCUCAGUGGAAAGAACAGUAUUUAUUGCAAUUGAGAAGUGCUCAUAAUUUUUUAGUUCCUCACUCCCAACAGAACUUAAAAAUUGGAGAUGUAGUGCUUGUUGAAGGACCUUUGAAAAAUAAGUUACUGUGGGACAUGGGUGUGAUCGAUAAAGUUCUCAUAGGAAGAGAUGGCAAUGUACGUGCAUGCAUAGUCCGCACGUCUAAAGGUUACUUAAGAAGAGCAAUUCAACUACUCUAUCCAUUUGAAGUGACUGUUUUGUAA
Molecule: messenger RNA, 1953 nt
Organism: Uloborus diversus
Lineage: Eukaryota; Metazoa; Arthropoda; Arachnida; Araneae; Uloboridae
Exons: 1
Coding region: 1-1953 (650 amino acids)
Biological process (GO): DNA integration
Molecular function (GO): nucleic acid binding
Source: RefSeq, a predicted model, not a curated record